This is a messenger RNA of Penicillium macrosclerotiorum, 1032 nucleotides long. RefSeq names its product aldo/keto reductase. NCBI's taxonomy places the organism in Eukaryota, Fungi, Ascomycota, Eurotiomycetes, Eurotiales, Aspergillaceae. The coding region runs from base 1 to 1032 and encodes 343 amino acids. The record is from RefSeq and is a predicted model, not a curated record. The transcript has a single exon.
AUGAAAUACGUCCAGCUCGGCUCCAGCGGUCUUCGGAUCGCACCUAUCGGUGUCGGUUGCAUGACCUAUGGUCCGCCAGGCUCGCAAAUCGACUGGUCUCUCCCUGAAGAAGAAGCCCUCCCGAUCUUGAAUCACUGCUACGAAGCCGGAUUGAACUUCUUCGACACGGCGAACGCCUACUCGUACGGCGGAUCGGAACAGAUCCUAGGCAAGGCGAUCCGGGAGUACGGGUGGCAGCGUGAGCGGAUCGUCGUCGCGACGAAGGUAUGCCUGCCGGUCGGGCGGGACGGGGACAAGCCGGUGCGGUGGAGCACGGAGGCGCGAGACAACGGUGGGUAUGUGAACCAGUAUGGGCUGAGCCGGAAGCACAUCUUUGACAGCGUGGCGGCGAGUCUGCGGCGGCUGGGGCUGGAGUAUGUGGACGUGCUCCAGAUUCAUCGAUUUGACCGGACGACCCCGGUGCGGGAGACCAUGGAGGCGCUGCACGACGUGGUCAAGGCCGGCUGGGUGCGGUAUAUCGGGGCGUCGUCGAUGUGGGCGCACCAGCUCCUUGAGAUGCAGUACACGGCGCGGGCGGCCGGGUGGACGGAGUUCAUCAGUAUGCAGAACCUGUACGCGGCAACGUACCGGGAGGAAGAGCGAGAGAUGAUCCCGGCGUGUGUGAAGCUGGGCAUGGGUGGGCUUCCGUGGAGUUCGUUGAUGGCGGGGUUUCUGGCGCGGCCGUGGCGAGCGUAUGGCGCGACGACGCGGGGUGGAACGCAAGAGACUGGGUUUCUAGGGCAUGCGUUUACCGACGCAGACCGGGCGAUCAACGAGCAGAUCGAGGCGAUUGCAACGAGGCGCGGGGUUAGCAUGGCUGUGGUUGCCAUUGCGUGGUGCUUGUCCAAGCCGUUUGUGGUGGCGCCGAUUCUAGGGCUCAGCACGAAAGAGCGCGUUGAUGAGGCUAUCCAGGCGAUUGAUUUUGAGCUCAGUGAGGCAGAGAUCCAGGCUAUCGAGGAGUUGUAUCAACCCCGAGCCGUGAUCGGCCAUUAA